UCUGGAUUCACUUGCACAUUGCACCGGGGUUUUGUUCAGUGUUUACAAGACGCGCAAGGGGUUUUAUUUUUGAAUAACUCUUCUGUGAGUGUCCGUCAGAAGACAACCCUAGUCUGAAAUGAGAAGAAUUACAACGACUGAGCCACUUGGUUCAGAGACUGAUGGUGUUGCUGUCAAAUCAUUCUGGACUGAUUAGCUGGAUUGGCACUCCACAAAGACCAGAUGUGGCUAAGAAUGAUGCGGAGAGGAAUGCCAACCUGGAUUUGGCGGCUUGCUAUGGUAUUGGUUCUCCUGUGCUGCAUAGUUUCCUUGUUGUACAUGUUGGCAUGCACUCCAAAGGUGGAAGAUGGCCAGCCCAUACUGCCUAGGGUCAGUGGCCCAACUGGAAAGGAUAACUUUCAAGUGUUGCUUGAGGAGCGUGAGGAACAACACCGUAAUUACAUUACCAGUUUAAAAAGACAAAUCGCACAACUGAAGGAGGAACUGCAGGAGAGGAGCGAGCAACUGAAAGCUGUGCAGGAUCGUUAUGGUGACUCACUAGGAGCUAAUAUUGACCGGAGCAGGCCAGAGAAAACUCAGGCAGGUCUGCUCGAAUUUCUGCACUCUCAGAUCGACAAAGCAGAGGUCCAUUCUGCCGUCAAAUUGCCAACGGAAUAUUCAGUGAUACCAUUCGAGAGCUUCACGCUACAGAAGGUGUACCAGCUGGAGAUGGGCCUGACGCGGCAUCCUGAGGAGAAACCAGUCCGAAAGGACAAAAGAGACGAGCUAGCAGAAGCUAUUGAAGUUGCACUAGAAUUUUUGAACACUGCUGAAGAUGAAGGAGCAACAAACCAGCGCAUGCACGCAGCUGCUGACUUUGUUGAAGGUAUUUAUCGCACAGAGAAGGAUAAAGGCACUUUGUAUGAGCUGACAUUCAAAGGGGACCAAGCCCAUGAGUUCAAACGCCUAGUUUUAUUUCGUCCUUUUGGCCCCAUCAUAAAGGUGAAGAAAGCAAAGGUGGACACAUCCAACGUGCUGAUUAACAUCAUAGUGCCUCUGGCAAAAAGAGCCGAUAAAUUUCGACAGUUUAUGCACAAUUUCAGGGAGGUGUGUAUUCGACUGGACGGGAGAGUCCACCUCACUGUGGUUUACUUUGGUACAGAGCAAAUGAUUGAAGUAAAAUCCAUACUUGAAUAUAUGUCCAGAGAAGCAAAUUACAGGAACUACACAUUCAUUCCCUUGAAAGAGGAUUUCUCCCGUGGGAAAGGAUUGGAUGUAGGUGCUCGGGCUUGGAAGGGGAACAAUGUCCUGCUGUUCUUCUGCGAUGUGGACAUUCACUUCACAGCGGAGUUCCUGAACACGUGCAGACUGAACACCCAGCCAGGAAAGAAGGUUUUCUAUCCUGUCCUCUUCAGCCAAUACAAUCCUGCUAUUAUUUAUGGUCAUCAUGACUCCGUUCCACCCAUUGAACAACAGUUGGUGAUUAAGAAGGAUUCAGGCUUCUGGAGGGAUUUUGGCUUUGGAAUGACUUGCCAGUAUAGAUCAGACUUCAUCAAUAUAGGUGGUUUUGACUUGGACAUAAAAGGGUGGGGAGGUGAGGAUGUUCACCUUUACCGCAAGUACCUCCACAGCGACCUGAUCGUGAUUCGAACGCCAGUCCGCGGGCUGUUCCACCUGUGGCACGAGAAGCGCUGUGUGGACGAGCUGACUCCCGAACAGUACCGCAUGUGCAUGCAGUCCAAAGCCAUGAACGAGGCGUCCCACGCCCAACUGGGAAUGCUGGUCUUCAGGCAUGAGAUCGAAGCACAUCUACGCAAACAGCGACACAAGACCAGCGUGAGGAAAACAUAAGAGAAGCCUGGGUCACACUGGCUUUAGCAUCGGGAACCUGGUACUGGUGGAGAACCCAUCACAGAAGCAAAUUGUUUUCAAGCUGCUCCUUGCAACAUGAAACACCUCUGUGAUGUUACAAUCUAUGUUGUUCUCCUUCAGCCUAAGGGAAAGUCAAGCAUUUGGUGGUGUUGGUGGGAUUUAUGGUUCGGAAUGUUCACAGCUUCAGGUUCGGUCAGAGCUUAAUACAGAUAAAUUCCACUGCUCAUGUCAGACACUAAACUGGAUGGUGGACCUUCAGAUUACUGACAAUUGCAGCACAGCAAAUGUGUGCAUGUGCAUAGUAUUUAUAUAUUCCCAUUAAA
Molecule: messenger RNA, 2174 nt
Organism: Carcharodon carcharias (great white shark)
Lineage: Eukaryota; Metazoa; Chordata; Chondrichthyes; Lamniformes; Lamnidae
Product: chondroitin sulfate N-acetylgalactosaminyltransferase 1-like
Exons: 8
Coding region: 223-1830 (535 amino acids)
Cellular component (GO): Golgi cisterna membrane
Molecular function (GO): glucuronosyl-N-acetylgalactosaminyl-proteoglycan 4-beta-N-acetylgalactosaminyltransferase activity
Source: RefSeq, a predicted model, not a curated record